CAGAAGCAUCUUUCUAUUGAACCCCAAAGGCCACAAUCAAUCCUUGGCCUCUCUCCCUCACAUAUCAGCAUCAACAUCAUCAUGCAAACUCCCUCCUUCACCUGCACAUCCUCUAGUACUGAGAGUGCAAGUUUGGAAGCUGAUGAAAAUUCCAUUUUUCUCUCUCUUGGACCUCCUGACCUACACAUCCGGAAGAAUCCUAUCUAUAUUCCCUCUAACCACACUGUGCGUCACCAAACUACACCUUCUAGUACUCCUGAUCAGGUUGAUGUAUCAGUAGCCCUUCACGUUGGUCCUGCAUCUGGAUCCAGUUCUAGCAACCCUAAUGACAUCGCUGCACCCGCUGUUUUCCAAUACUGGAUUCCUUCUCUCGCACAGAUCCUUGCUGGCCCAGCACAGUUCUCUUGCACUGUCUGCAACAAAACAUUCAACAGAUACAACAACAUGCAGAUGCAUAUGUGGGGGCAUGGAUCACAAUACCGGAAGGGCCCAGAAUCUUUGAGAGGGUCGAAACCGUCUUCCUCCAUACAGAGACUGCCAUGCUAUUGCUGUGCCGAGGGUUGCAAGAACAGUAUAAAGCAUCCAAGGUCAAAGCCGUUGAAAGAUUUCCGGACCCUGCAGAUUCAUUACAAGCGAAUGCACGGAGCCAAACCAUACGGGUGCAGAAAAUGUGGAAAAGCAUUCGCUAUCCGAGGGGAUUGGAGGACUCACGAGAAGAAUUGUGGGAAGCUCUGGUUUUGUAUUUGUAGCUCUAACUUCAAACACAAGAGGUCCCUUAAGGACCAUAUUAGGGCAUUUGGAGAAGGUCACGCUCCGCACUCCAUGGAUCAGCUGUGUGAGGGUGAAGAAGAAGAAGAAGAAGAAGAAUAAGGUAAUGAUGACGAAGACGUUGAAAAUGGAGGUCCUGGGCUGUUUUCUUUUGGUAGUACACUUGGAGUUUAAUCUUUAGGUACGAUUAAGGUCUAGUAAUUACUAAUUAGUGCCUCUGUUUUUCGUUGUGUGAGAGAUUGAAAUAGAAUGAAGACGAACGGCGUAAUGAAACCCAAGGUUCUUUGCAUUAAUCAGUAUGUGCUGAGAGAGAGAGAGAGAGAGAGAGAGAGAGAGAGAUAGCGAGAUAAAGCGUCUUUAGUAUCUGAGAUUCCGAAUGCGCGGUGACUCUGAGCUUCGUACGUCUACCACUAACACUUUCAGCAGCCCUACCUAACGUCAGAGAGGGUAACGAAGGGCCAUAGAAAGAUUACUGUUUUUGGGUUUUUUUUUUUUUUUUUUUUUUGCUGUCUGCAAGAUACUGUUUACUUUUUUUGGUUCCACAAGGGUGGCCUCUUACAAAGCCUUUGAUCAUUCUACAUCAUGAGUCAUUCAUCAUGACCCAUGUCCCUUUUUAUUUUAUUUUUAAUGUUGGGCUUUAUUAUUACUCCAUAAUACCUUAUGGUAA
Molecule: messenger RNA, 1435 nt
Organism: Carya illinoinensis
Lineage: Eukaryota; Viridiplantae; Streptophyta; Magnoliopsida; Fagales; Juglandaceae
Product: zinc finger protein WIP6
Exons: 2
Coding region: 82-870 (262 amino acids)
Biological process (GO): regulation of gene expression; anatomical structure development
Cellular component (GO): nucleus
Molecular function (GO): DNA-binding transcription factor activity
Source: RefSeq, a predicted model, not a curated record